Messenger RNA from Rattus norvegicus (Norway rat), 2452 nucleotides. RefSeq names its product tripartite motif containing 6 (gene Trim6). The coding region runs from base 76 to 1542 and encodes 488 amino acids. The record is from RefSeq and is marked validated. NCBI's taxonomy places the organism in Eukaryota, Metazoa, Chordata, Mammalia, Rodentia, Muridae. Gene Ontology annotation, cellular component: cytosol; nucleus; cytoplasm. Gene Ontology annotation, molecular function: protein kinase binding; protein-macromolecule adaptor activity; ubiquitin protein ligase activity. The transcript is spliced from 8 exons. Gene Ontology annotation, biological process: cellular response to virus; response to lipopolysaccharide; negative regulation of DNA-templated transcription.
CGCACUGAUCCAGGCCACGGAUUCCAGGAUUCUAUAAGCAGACCUGGAAAGAUAGGAGACAAGAGAGUGACUACAAUGACUUCAGCAGUCCUGGUGGACAUCCGAGAUGAAGUCACUUGCCCUAUCUGCUUGGAGCUCCUGACAGAACCCCUGAGCAUAGAUUGCGGUCAUAGCUUCUGCCAGGCCUGCAUCAUAGGAAACAGUGAUAAUUCAGUGCUCAACCCAGAAGGGAAGAGCAGCUGUCCUGUGUGCCGGACCGUCUACCAGCCUGGGAGCCUCCGUCCUAACCGGCACCUGGCCGCCAUAGUGAAAAGGCUCAGAGAAGUCGUGUUAGGCCCUGGAAAACAGCUCGAGGUCAUUUUUUGUGCGCUUCAUGGAGAGAAACUUCAACUUUUUUGCAAGGAGGAUGGGAAGUUAAUUUGCUGGCUUUGUGAGCGAUCUCUGGAGCACCGUGGUCAUCACACAUUCCUCAUGGAGGAGGUAGCACAGGAGUACCAGGACAUGUUCCAGGAGUCUCUGAAGAAGCUGAGGAGGGAGCAGCAGGAAGCCGAGAAGCUAAAAGCUCUUAUCCAAGAGAAGAGGGAAUCCUGGAAGAGUCAGGUGGAGCCUGAGAGACACCGGAUCCAGACAGAGUUUAAUCAGCUCCGAAGCAUCCUGGACAGGGAGGAGCAGCGGGAACUGAAGAAACUGGAAGUGGAAGAGAGGAAGGGGCUGAGCGUCAUAGAAAAGGCCGAGGGUGACCUGAUCCACCAGAGCCAGGCACUAAAAGACCUCAUCUCAGACCUGGAGCACCGGUGCCGGGGGUCCACAGUGGAACUGUUGCAGGAUGUGGGUGACGUCACAAAAAGGAGUGAGUUCUGGACCUUGAAGAAGCCCCAAGCUCUCCCCACCAAGCUGAAAAGUUUGUUUCGAGCCCCGGAUCUGAAGAAGAUGCUGCGAGUCUUUAGAGAGCUGACAGACGUCCAAAGCUACUGGGUGGACGUGACUCUGAAUCCACAGACGGCUAAUUUAAAUCUUGUCCUGUCGAAAAACCGGAGACAGGUGAGGUUUGUGGGUGCCAAGCUGUCGGAGCCGUCUAGUCUGGAAGAACAUUAUGACUGUAGUGUCCUGGGUUCUCAGCACUUCUCCUCAGGCAAAUACUACUGGGAAGUGGAUGUGACCAAGAAGACGGCGUGGAUCUUGGGUGUAUGCAGUACCCCUGUGGAACCCAUGUUCUCCUUCAGCCAGUACUCCAGUAAGCAGGGUGCCUACUCUCGGUAUCAGCCACAGAGUGGAUACUGGGUGAUAGGUUUGCAGCGUAAGCACGAGUACAGAGCCUAUGAGGACUCCUCCCCAUCCCUGCUCCUCUCCAUGACGGUGCCACCUCGACGCAUAGGGGUUUUCUUAGACUAUGAGGCUGGCACGGUCUCCUUUUAUAAUGUCACAAACCAUGGCUUGCCCAUCUACACCUUCUCCAAGUAUUACUUCCCUACUGCCCUUUGUCCGUAUUUUAAUCCCUGCAGCUGUGUAGUCCCGAUGACUCUGCGGCGCCCAACUUCCUGAGGCCUGCUGCCUCUUCCCAUAACGAAGCAGAUUCCUUCAAACACAUUACUUUCCUCUUCGAGCCUCUGUUCUCCUAGUAGAACACUGCCCAUUGCUGAAGUGAUCACUCUUGACCCAUCUCAUAGGAAAGUAGUGUUUUGGGUUGGUUUUUGUUUGUUUGUUUUGUUUUGUUUUUUUGAGGUAGGAUUUCUGGAACUCUCUCUCUAGGGCAGGCUGACUUUGAACUCAGAGAGAUCCAAUUACCUCCCUUCUGAAUGCCAGGGUUGAAGUCAUGUGACACCGUCCCAGUUUUGUGAUUGAGAAAGUAACUGAAAAUUGAUCCAGAGUCCUAAUGCACAUGCCCAUACUUGGCUGCGAUUUUGUUUUAAUGUUAAGAUAUAGGCCGCAAAAAUAGUCCAAGCUGGCCACAGACUCCGUCCUUCUGCCUCACCUCCCAAAUACUGAGUAUAGGUUUAUCUGACAACACCUGGCUAAGCAUGAUAUUUGAUGUGUAUGGUCAAAUGUAAAAAAUUCUCUAUAAAUUAGAUGGGAGGUUUUUUGGUUUGGUUGGUUUUUUUGUUUGUUUGUUUGUUUGUUUUUGUUUUGUUUUUUGGGUUCUUUUGUAACUAUUGAAUUUAAUAGAUUUUUUUCCCUAUAGUUAUUUAGAGAAUUGUGUACCCUUUUUAUUCUGCUCCUGGGUCAGCUACACUGAGUAGUCUAGGUUGUCAAGUUCACCACUGAUUCCUGAAGUACAUGUGUUACAUUCAGUACUUCUUUUUUUUUCUGACUCUAGGUUCGGUUUUCAUCGAUCUUUCUAAACAAAACUACCUCUAACUUUGCAUUCUCGUGCUUUCUGGUAAUAUAUAAAAAAGAAAUUAUGGGCAAGGGAUUAUAUGUAUAUUUAGGAUUAUAAUAAAAUAAUAAAAAUCGA